This is a messenger RNA of Scomber scombrus (Atlantic mackerel), 2640 nucleotides long. It is a transcript of the gene faah2b, whose product is annotated as fatty acid amide hydrolase 2b. The coding region runs from base 106 to 1692 and encodes 528 amino acids. The transcript is spliced from 11 exons. NCBI's taxonomy places the organism in Eukaryota, Metazoa, Chordata, Actinopteri, Scombriformes, Scombridae. The record is from RefSeq and is a predicted model, not a curated record.
GCUCAGUGAGCUCUGCUGUCUUGACGCAGCGGCUCAUAUCUCCUCCAGCCGGUAGACGCACCGUGUUGGCCCGCUGACCCUCCGUCCUCUCACCGCGGUGGAAACAUGGCACUGAGCCGCCUGGAAAGAGCUCAGAUAUGGCUGCUAAAGGCGGUGAUGGGAGUCUUCUUCACGCUGUUUCGGUUCCUGUCGUCUCGUAAACCCGACGGUAGGAGGCUGCCCCCCGUCAGCAACCCGCUGCUGGCUGUGUCAGCGACGCAGCUCGCCAGGAAGAUCCGGCGGAGAGAGGUGUCCAGUGUGGAGGUGGUGCAGGCUUACAUUGACAGGAUCCAGGAAGUCAACCCUUUACUGAACGCUAUGGUUAAAGACAGGUUUGCUGCUGCUCUCCAAGAGGCGGCUCAGGUUGACAAGCUGAUUGAAGAGGAAACUGGAGGAGAGGAGGUCUUGGAGGACCGACUGCCUUUACUAGGAGUCCCUCUUUCUGUCAAAGAGGCCUUUGCCCUGCAGGGCAUGCCUUACACAACGGGUGUGGUGUCAAGGCGAGGAGUUACGGCCACUGUGGACUCUCCAGCUGUGGCCCUGCUGAAGAGAGCGGGCGCCAUCCCGCUGGGUGUCACCAACACCAGUGAGCUGUGCAUGUGGCUUGAAUCACACAACCAUCUGUAUGGCAUCACCAACAACCCGUACGACUUGGAGAGGAUACCAGGAGGAAGUUCAGGUGGAGAGGGCAGCAUCCUGGGAGGAGCAGGUUCGGUCAUCGGUGUGGGGUCAGACAUUGGUGGCAGCAUCCGUAUGCCUUGUUUCUUCAAUGGAAUAUUUGGCCAUAAAACCACUCCUGGUGUUGUAUCAAAUGAGAACCAGUACCCUCCUUGCUCCGGCACACAGGAGGAUUACCUCAGCACUGGUCCCAUGUGCCGCUACGCCGAGGAUCUGGUGCCCAUGCUCAAGAUCAUGGCCGGACAAAAUGCUGAAAAGCUAUCCUUGAACACGAAGGUGGACCUGAAGAAGGUGCGGUUCUUCACCAUCCCUGACGAUGGCGGGACUCCUCUGACCUCCCCCGUCACCAAUGAGCUCAGGGAGAUCCAGCGGCAGGUGGUGCAGCGCCUGGAGGCCGAUAUCGGCGUGAAGGUUGAAGAGGUGCAAUUCCCUGGGCUCCAAUACAGCUUCCAGAUCUGGGACACCUACAUGGCUCUUCCUGACAAAGACGGCAAACUUCCUCAGCCAUUUGCCGAGCUGAUGGGUGAGCCCGGACGGCCGGAGUGGCCUGUGUGGGAGCUGCUGAAAUGGAUGGUGGGAAAAUCAGAUCAUACCAUGGCUGCUAUCGGUCUGGGCAUCAUGGAAAUGUCUCACGGGUCCAAACCUCCCGACCCCUUCGCCAUCGAGCAGAAGGAGAAGCUGCAGAAGGAGGUGGAGGAGCUGCUGGGGACUGACGGAGUUCUUCUUUAUCCUUCGCACCCCAAAGUGGCGCCCAAACACCACCACCCGCUCUUCAGACCCUUUGACUUCUCCUACACGGGUAUAUUCAACACCCUCGGGCUGCCGGCCACUCAGUGCCCUCUGGGUCUGAGUGACGAGGGUCUGCCACUGGGCGUGCAGGUCGUGGCCGGGAAGAUGCAUGACCGUCUGCCUCUUGCUGUGGCUCUCUACUUAGAAGAGGCGUUUGGAGGCUGGAGGGACCCCGGAGCCAACUAAACACCCCCCCCCCCCCCGCACACAUGCUCACACCCCGCUAAAACAGCCAUUACCAAAACUCCAGACUGGAGCAGGUCGGAUCAGAGUUGGUGGUACACUGUAAUUGCCUCGAUGUGUAGUUCAUGGACACCAAGAGAUGCAAUCAGCACGUUGAAUGUUUAGGUGGGAAAAGGUUGAUCUUUGCACUGAGGAAUCAGUCAUCUCACUUAAUGUUAUAACUUUUAUCAUUUAUCCUGUUUAGGGACUGUUAUCUCAUGAGCACGAGCUUUAAAAAAUAAUUGAUUUUAUAUUAGUGGUGAUAUCUUUAAUCAAACAUUCACAUUAUCACAUAAAAAAAGAAGUUUUUUUUGUGAUGCAGUGUGUUUGACCAGGACUCUGGUCCUGUGUGUAGUGUGAAAUAGCAGCUAUCUUUCCAUUAUAAAACAUGGAAAAACCUCAUGUAGCUACUUUUUCUUCUAUUUUAUGCAGCUAUACAGUUACGUCGUGUGUAUAUUUAACUCUUAAAAAGGUCAGUUCAUGACAGGCUCAAGGUUUCAAAAAACACCUGCACACCUACAACUAGUGUUACUUCGAAUAAUUAAACAUGUGCUCAGGUUCAGGAUGCUGACGACACCCGACUCCAUUUACAUUAAAGAAACAAAGCUGUAACUGGUGCAACCAAUCAAGGGAGACGACAAUCAAGCUGAAUGAAAUGUGAACACCUGUGCUGCUGGUGUGUAAUACAUGUGUAGGUGCUUUUUAAUUAAUUAGUAAAGCUGACAGUGGAUAAUGAAACACAAAAAGGAAAAUUAAGACUUCCUUGACAUCAACAUAAGUCAAAAUAUUUCCAGUACUGACCAGAAAACCCCUCUCCUGUGUGAUAAUGUGAAUGUUUGCAGUUAAUCGACUGUGGUGCCUGUUUUAUGCUGCAACUCAUUUGUUUCAGAUAAUAAAAAAUUAAAAAAAUGG